Messenger RNA from Schizosaccharomyces osmophilus, 1539 nucleotides. Its product is annotated as threonine synthase. Lineage: Eukaryota; Fungi; Ascomycota; Schizosaccharomycetes; Schizosaccharomycetales; Schizosaccharomycetaceae. The coding region runs from base 1 to 1539 and encodes 512 amino acids. The transcript has 2 exons. Gene Ontology annotation, molecular function: pyridoxal phosphate binding; threonine synthase activity. The record is from RefSeq and is a predicted model, not a curated record. Gene Ontology annotation, biological process: L-threonine biosynthetic process.
AUGUCAAGCCAUAUAACUUAUUUGUCUACUCGUGGUGGAUCUUCAAACUUCUCUUUUGAGGAUGCUGUGUUGAAGGGAUUGGCCAGUGAUGGCGGUUUGUUUAUUCCAGACGAAAUUCCUCAGUUUCCUAAGAAUUGGGUCGAGGAUUGGAAGAACAAGAGCUUUCCAGAAGUUGCUUUCGAAAUUAUGUCCUUAUACGUUCCUCGGGAAGAGAUACCCGCUGAUGCCUUGAAGGACAUAAUCAAUCGCUCUUAUUCUACCUUCCGUCAUCCUGAGACUACACCAAUCAAGAAUUUGAAAAAUGGCCUUGAUGUUCUUGAACUUUUUCACGGUCCAACCUUUGCUUUCAAGGAUGUUGCCUUGCAAUUUCUUGGUAACCUUUUUGAAUUCUUUUUGACUCGUAAGAAUGGUGACAAGCCCUUAGAGGAACGUGACCAUCUUACUGUUGUUGGUGCCACUUCUGGUGAUACUGGAAGUGCUGCCAUCUAUGGUCUUCGUGGAAAGAAGGAUGUUUCCGUUUUCAUCUUAUUCCCUAAGGGACGCAUUUCUCCUAUUCAGGAGGCUCAGAUGACUAGUGUGUUGGAUAAGAAUGUCCACAACGUCAUUGUAGACGGUGUCUUCGAUGACUGCCAGGAUAUCGUCAAGCAAGUAUUUGGUGAUGUUGAAUUCAACAAAAAGCAUCACAUUGGUGCCGUGAAUUCGAUCAAUUGGGCCCGUAUCCUUUCUCAAAUUACUUACUACGUCUAUGCUUAUCUUUUGACUGUCAAGGCUGGUAAGGCUGACCACGUUCGCUUCGUUGUUCCUACCGGUAAUUUCGGCGAUAUUUUGGCUGGUUACUAUGCCAAGCGUAUGGGUGUUCCUGCUGACAAGCUUGUUAUCGCUACUAAUGAGAACGAUAUCCUCAACCGUUUCUUCAAGUCCGGUCGUUACGAAAAGGUUGACUCUAGCGUAGCUCCAGCUAAUUCUUCUGCGUCUGCCAAGGAAACCUAUUCACCUGCCAUGGAUAUCUUGGUUUCUUCAAAUUUUGAACGUUAUUUGUGGUAUUUGGCAUUGACUUGCGAAGCUCCUAACCAUACCCAUGCUGAGGCCUCUGACAUUUUGGCUAAGUGGAUGUCAGAAUUCAAACAAAAUGGCUCUGUUGCUGUUCGUCCCGAAGUUUUGGAGACUGCUCGUCGUGAUUUCAUCAGUGAGCGUGUCAGUAACGAUGAAACCAUUGCUUCCAUCAAGAAUAUUUACGACACCGAGCAGUAUGUCGUUGACCCCCAUACAGCCGUUGGUGUUGAAACUGGCUUGCGUUGCCUAAAGACAUCUCCUGAUAUUACCUAUGUUUGUCUGUCCACAGCUCAUCCUGCCAAAUUUGAUAACGCUGUAAAUCUCGCUCUCAAGUCUUUCCCUGGAUACGAUUUUAACACACAAGUGUUACCUGCUGAAUUCCACGGUCUUAUGGAUGCUGAACGUCGUUCCAUUGAAGUUGGCAAACCAAAUAUUGAACGUCUUGAACAACUUAUUGAAACCACUCUUGAUGAGGAAAAGAACUAA